CUUGCUAUGCACAACACAAAGAGAGGUCACAUAUACACAAACCUGUUCCUCCUUCUCUCUCUUUUCUUACCUUCCUCCUUUCCUCUUUUCACAAACCAUUUUCUGAGAUUCCUCCAUUUCUGUUUUUCUCUUCCAUUGGAUUGUACAGAUUCCCCGUUACAAUACACACAUCAAUCUCUUCAAUUCUACUUGUUCUUUGGUUCUUCAUUUGAUUUGUUUUCCAUUAAGACUGUGUAAAGACAAACUUUUUUCUGGGUCUAUUGGUUACUGCUUUUAUACCAUUCUGGGUUUGUUGAAGAACAAGAUAAAAAAACUAGACUUUCAUAGAACUAUUAUAAUUUUCAAAGAAUUUUCAUUUUUUAAUUUUUUAAUAAAUAAAUUAUUUUCCCUUUUUUUUUUCUCUGCUCUUUUUCUUCAUAUUCCUUUUUUUUAUUCAUUUCUGGAAAAAAGAUUGAGAUAUGGGCAAGCAAGGACCUUGCUAUCACUGUGGAGUUACAAGUACACCACUUUGGCGCAAUGGGCCACCGGAGAAGCCAGUGCUAUGCAAUGCGUGUGGAUCUCGAUGGAGAACAAAGGGAACACUUGCAAAUUAUACCCCUCUGCAUGCUCGGGCAGAAGCUGAUGAUAGUGAGGAUCAAAGGGUUUCCAGGGUAAAGAUUAUAUCAUUACAUAAGAACAAAGAAAUGAAAUCUUUAAAACGAAAGCAGAACCAUGAUAGUGUUGUGGUAUCUGGUGGCCUCACCCCUGAUUACAAGUACAACCAAGGAUUUGGAAAGGCUGUAGAUGAAGAUACAAGCAAUCGUUCAAGUUCAGGAUCAGCUAUCUCUAACACAGAGAGUUGUGCUCAAUUUGGUGGCACAGAUGCUAGUGAUUUGACAGGUCCUGCUCAGUCAGUGGUUUGGGAAGCCAUGGUGCCUUCCAAAAAGAGGACUUGUGUGGGUCGUCCUAAGGCUUCUUCUGUUGAGAAGCUAACAAAAGACUUAUGCACUAUACUUCAUGAGCAGCAAUCUUAUUUUUCUACAUCUUCUGAAGAGGAACUUCUGUUUGAAAGUGAAACACCUAUGGUCUCUGUUGAGAUAGGACAUGGAAGCGUUCUUAUAAAACAUCCUAGUUAUGUAGCUCGCGAAGAGGUGUCUGAGGCUAGCGCUGUUUCAGUUGAUAACAAACAAUGCCUAGUGAGUGAAGCAUAUUCAGAUUCUGGUCCCUUUCUUGUGUAUAAUGAUUUGAAUGGUAUGAACUUCUCAUCCUAUGGAGUCGACAAGGUUGAGAAUUCUGCUGACCAAGAAAUGCAGGAGGAGCAACUUAAAAGUGACAAAUCUCAGCUUGAGAGAGUACAAAUACUUGGAGACCAUAAUUCCCCAUUGUGCUCAAUAGAUUUAAAUGAUGUAGUAAACUACAAGGAGUUUGUGAGAAACAUGACAAAUGAAGACCAACAGCUAUUGCUGAAGUUUCUUCCUAUGGUUGAUACUGCUAAACUUCCUGAUAGCCUUAAAGUCAUGUUCAAUAGCUCUCAAUUCAAGGAGAACUUGACUUAUUUUCAGCAGCUUCUUGGGGAAGGUGUCUUCGAUAUCUCUUUCUUAGGGGCAAAACCUGAGGACUGCAAAACUUUGAAAAGGCUUGCAUUAUCCAAUCUGUCAAAGUCAAAAUGGGUAGAACAUUAUAGUUACCUGAAGAGAUGUAAAACCACAGCUGCGAAAUCUGUUAGUCAGGGAUCAACUGGUAAAGCAUCAUCUAAUUUUGCGAAUGCGAAGAGAUUGCGUGAUGGCCAAAAUCAAAACUCUCCAGAACUGAAGACCAUGAUGAGGAGCCCCAAAGGAAUGACCAUAAAGAUUGGCAGUGAGGGAAAUGAAGUUGUAGAAGAUGGCUCUUGCUAUAGUCCAAAAAGCCUGUUUGCUUUGCCCCCUGAUGCUGCCUCGCUCUUGCAAGUUUCUUCGAACUUUGUUGAGGAGAGUUCUGAUCAUGAUGUUUUGGUAGAGGUCCCAUCUAAUAGUUCAUUCCCACAGGCAGAACUUCUGCACCCAACAUCAAGCUUUGGUGCUCAAGCAAGCACAAGUAGUAGCUCAGUGUACUCACAUUUUGUCCAUAAUUAAGUACUCUUCACUGGUUUUUUUUCAGUUCUGAGAGUCUGCAGCACAUUUUGCAAUAUCUUAAAACACAUGUUGGUUGUGUUUUUUAAUUUCCUCGCAACCUCUUUGAGCUUGGAUUGCCAACUAUGCAAGUUGGUGGCUUUUUUUUUUUUUGUCUUAUUUUUCCUUUUGGGUAUAGGCAGAUUGUAACAUAUAGCUUGAAAUUCGGAGUCACAAUCUCCAGAGUUUUGUAUGCUAUUGUAGCUUGUUUUGUGAAUAGUUUUGACCUCCAAUUUUCCCCUCAUAGAAGCCUUGCAUACCCCAACUUUUUUAUAGGCAAAUAAAAUGAGAACACAGCUUUAUGGCAUAA
Molecule: messenger RNA, 2436 nt
Organism: Arachis duranensis
Lineage: Eukaryota; Viridiplantae; Streptophyta; Magnoliopsida; Fabales; Fabaceae
Product: GATA transcription factor 26
Exons: 8
Coding region: 459-2090 (543 amino acids)
Biological process (GO): regulation of DNA-templated transcription
Molecular function (GO): sequence-specific DNA binding; zinc ion binding
Source: RefSeq, a predicted model, not a curated record